This is a messenger RNA of Lytechinus pictus (painted urchin), 8236 nucleotides long. RefSeq names its product AT-rich interactive domain-containing protein 5B-like. The transcript is spliced from 7 exons. The record is from RefSeq and is a predicted model, not a curated record. Bases 30 to 3167 code for a protein of 1045 amino acids. Gene Ontology annotation, molecular function: transcription cis-regulatory region binding. Gene Ontology annotation, biological process: regulation of transcription by RNA polymerase II. Lineage: Eukaryota; Metazoa; Echinodermata; Echinoidea; Temnopleuroida; Toxopneustidae. Gene Ontology annotation, cellular component: nucleus.
AGGUUAUAGCGGUGAACGGCAAAGCCAUCAUGAGCAUUGAAGACCUUCUUGACUGGGUGAUCAUGGAAGAUGUCAGGUGGAUCGAUGGUUUCCCGACGAUCUGCCCCUCGGACCCUCCCUCAAGGACCGAUGAGGGACAGGAUGCACCCUCCACAGCCACUACAGAGGAACCGGGCGAGGCAUCGAAGGACCAGGGCGGGGCAUGUGAGGACCAGGGUGUGGUUACUACGGAUGGAGAUGCAUCAGAAGACGGACCAUCGAGCAGGUUACGGACUAGAGUCGACUCCAGCUCAAAGUCAAAUGAACCUUGCAAGGAGGCGGAGAAACAGAAUUUGAUGGUCGUCAGCUAUCCCAGCUACUGUCGUUACCAUGCCAACAUGAAGAGGAUUGAGAAGCAAGGAGACAAGUGGCAUAGUAACCCCCUCCUGAAUGCUCUAGGGCUCCUGUCCAUGCCCCACCCUAACACCAAACUGCUAUUCUGCCGAGAUGAGUUUGAUCAUCCUAUUAUGGAGGAGGACGAGAGGUUGUGUGAAUAUACAGCACCCAAGCUUAAAGGAAGACCAAGGAAAAAGAAGGUCAAGUUAAAAUCAGAUGAUGAUCGUUACCAACCUCCUAGAAACCACACCAGCUCUAAUAAUAUACAGAACAACCUCCUGCUGGCUAGCAAGAGGUUACAUCGGGUCGGGUCACGGAGGUCAAGAGAGCGGCUAGAUCCUGGACUGAGUGGUGUGGACACCCUUGCUCAGUUGAAGGCGGAGUUUAGGACGGGUAAAGUGACAAGUGAGGAGCUCUUCUUGACACACCUGUACAAGUAUAUGAAGGAUAGGAACACGCCUAUCGACAGAGUACCACAUCUUGGAUUCAAACAGCUUGAUCUGUUUGCCUUCUUUGAGCUAGCAGUUAAACUUGGUGGAUACAGGUGUAUCACAUCACAGAAACAAUGGAAAGUAAUCUAUGAUCGCCUUGGUGGUAAUCCUAACAGUACCAGCGCUGCAACUUGUACCAGGAAACACUAUGAAAGGUUGCUCUUUCCAUUUGAGCAACACCUUCGUACGCCAGACAGACCUGCAGAACAGUAUGCUUUUAAGGACAAGAAAAAGAAGAAAGAGAAGAAGGAGAAGAAGAAGUCAAGAGUAAAACACGUCCGGGAACAACUUCAAGAGCUUGAGGCAUGGCGAGCAGCAGAAAGGAAAGCGCAAGAGGAGAUGAAUCGGCAGCUAGAACAAGCGGGACUGAACAGUGUCGUGAUGAGAGAAUCAAGUGUGUCCGUGUCAACAGUACCUACCACAGUGCCUGUAAGCACAUCCUCUGCAACUCCAUCUGUGAUUGUCUGCGGAGAGGUGAAGCCUCCAAUGACUGUCAACGGCACACCCAUCAUGACCAUGCCACCCAUCAUGCCUCAGACAUCAGUAGUUCAGCUUCCAGGAGGCCACCUAUUCCCUCAUCAACUAGGUCUGAAGAACAUGGGUCAAGUCAUCCUAGCCAUACCUCAGGUACCUGUCAUAGCAGCCACGACGGUACCAAAGAAAGAGAGGGAGAGUCCAGUGGUAGGCCACCAGGCUACAGAGGAUCAGAAACAACCUUUGCAGCAACAGAAUGCUCGUCAUUCGCAACCAUCAACAGUUUUAGAUAAGUUGAAUAGCGGGACAUCACUGGUGAAGAAGGAAGAACCAGCAGUGAAGCAAGAGGAAGCAGUGACAAUUAAAAGUGAGGGAACACAUUUAGCUAUGAAUAACUUGGUGGUCAAGAAAGAACCUGGUGCUCUUGACCAGUCAAGAUAUCCUAGAGGAAUUGAUAGUAAGCGUAUUCUUGCAAACCCUGUGAACAAUCUGAACAAUGUCACCUUCGGUGAACCGAGGAUAUGCAGUCAGGAAAGCCUCCUUUCGAGGCCAUCAGUGAUACAGCACACACAUCACAAAAAGGUGAAGCUUGAAAGAGAUGUUCCAUCUGGGUUAAUCAACUCUCCUCUUCCAAGUGCUGUGCAACCCAAUGACCUCAUCCUACGUAAUAUGACAAAAGACAAAUUUGCAGCUGAGCACGAACACUACAAGAAAGUGGUUGCAGAAAUGCCAGGCCUGCUAGGGCCUGGGCCACGAUUGCUAGCGCCCUACAUGACUUUCCUUCCACAAUCUCCUCUCCUCUUCCGCCCUCCAGUAGACCUCAAUAGCCAAACUAUCUUGAGUAUAGCUCCAACUCAGGUGACAAAUAAACUAAGCCAGCAUGAAUUGGAUGAUUCUAGAAACAAAUUUCAUUUAGCGGACUCAACUCCAAUCAAACCACCAGUUUCUUUGUUGCCGCCGGUACGUUCUUCUUCAUCCUCAUCCUCUUCCUCAUCAUCUUCUUCUCGCUCUGUCAAGUAUGAAUCCUUUCCAGAGCAGGAGGAACCUUGUGACCUCAGCAUGCCGAAAAAGCGGAGGAGGCAUCCUGAAGAUACUCAUGAUGAUGAGAUUCAUGAGAAGCGUAGACCAAGUGUAAUUAGUAAUGCCAACUUGCAUUCCACCACCAAUGUGAUAAGAGACUCUCCGGUGCACAGAUUAAGAACUUCUGAUAAGAAAUUCCGCAAGCAUUCUGCAUCUCCCCUGUCUCAGUCACGCGAGCAGCAUCCACUGCUUUCUUCCGCAUCACCACACUUGUCUCACCCGUCCCCCCUAACGGCUUCAUGCUCAAUACUCGGUAUGACACCCAAAGUCAAGAUGACACCUAAUCCUCGUGGCUCCAUCACUCAGGGUAUCAUUGACCCAGCCACCAACCAGCCCCAUCCUUCCCUUUUACACAAACCUGCCAUCGACCCGUCCAAUGCCCCCACUCCAAAAUCCUCAGCCCAUGAUAUUGCCCCCCCACGUUUGCCUCUGGACUUCCCUGCGGCUCUGAGUCUUCCAAUGGCCGUAGACAGCACGGGUAAGCCCCUCCCACCCCUGACCGAUCUCAAUCCUUUUGCUAGAUUCCCAAUGCUCCCUUACUACCCCAUGCUUCCACGCCCUCCAUUCCUCCCAGCUGGGUCACCCUUGCUUUCUGGGCUUGUCCCAGGUAUACCAACCAGUCAGGCCGAGAGUAUGCUUCAGCAGGGGCUACUCUUUCGCCCUCCAUUCCCUUUUGCGCCAUCGGUGCCUUAUAGUACUGCACAGCUUCCUCGAGACUCCACCCAGGCCUCCUUGUACAGAAGCUAGUAAUAGUAGCCCUAUGUUACAUCUUGAAUCAAGGUGUGGGGACCCCAACUGUGCUCCAGGGAAAUCAUUGAGGAGAAAACAGGAUUUGACUGCACAUUCUUGCAGAUUCAUCCGGUACAUAUUCUUCUGAACUACUGUGGGUAGAAGUUUACAGAUCAGUUAUCGUGACCUUGUAUUUUCAUUUGUGACCAAUGAACUGAUGAUACCUGUGCACGACCUGGGAAAUACAGAAUGGGAACCAGGCAUUGGCUGGCUUCCUGAUGUGAAAGUAACAACAUUGUAGGUCAAGUCGAUAAUCUGUCAAAAGUUAACUUUGCGAUCCUUUAGUUCUAAGGGAGCACUAAGUAGGCAACGGGUUGAUCCCAUUUGUACGUGAAUGUCUUUGCUAAUUACUGUUAUCCUCAUUGUAUUUGGUCAUGGGCCGAAAGCACAAUACAGUGAAACACUGCCAUAAGUUCAUCAACAUCUUUUGGUCAAUUGCGCACCAAUAUUGUCAUGUCCGUUUUCCAGUUGGUUUAUUCAUUGGUCAGUUUUUGUUUAUUUUUGUAAGUCUUCCAUCAUGUGCCUUGUAAAAAAUUUAUAUUUUUGCACAAAAAAUCGAGUAUUUUAUACAUUAUCACAAAGCCUUCUUCAUUCACUUGAUAGUAAUAUUUUUCAUAUUUUGUUUUACAUUUGAUUCGUUGAAAGUUUAUUUUGGGGUAUCGUGGUUGGUCCAUCUGUGUUGUAUGUGUGUGUUCGAAGGUGACAUUUCAUGUCACUGCCGUUGUAAAGUAUGUAUGUAUCAUCCUCUGAUGUUUUGUUGAUCAAUUGUAAUAUUUGUCAUGUUGCUGCGAUAUGAGUCUUGGGUAUUAUAAAGGUGUAUGUCUUAUCGUUAAAAGUACCGGUAAUUGUUUGACAUUUUUUAUGCAAAAUUUGCUCUUAACUCCUGUCAUUAGUUAAAUCAUUGCAAUUUAAGUGGAGUAUAUAUUGAGAGAGGAAUCAUCACAGCUACAUGUACAUGUAGUACAUUUACGAGUACCAGUAAUUAACAUAUUGGGGCAGGCACGUUUUGUGUUUACUUUGGUUGGCAAAAAUUACCAUUUUACUCUCUUAAUUCCAGUAUAAGUUGGCAUUUAAAUAAAAAUUCAUAGAUAAUCAUGUUGAUAAAUAGUUCACCAUAAGAAAGUAUAUAAAAGUGAGGUCAGUAUUUAAAGCAGAUCUACUUUGAUUUUGGUUAUACCAUCCAAUAAAUAUAAGAGACUUUAAAGUAGUCAAAUAUUUUAUUGGUGUACAUGUAUUUGACUUUAGGAAGAGUAUUACGAAUGUGAGGAAAAAAAUGACCAAGACUUGAACGAUUAGUUCAAGAUUAAUUAAUUCAGGUUAAUACAUGCUACCUCUGUUAAAGUAAAAAGUAGAAAGACUCAUUUGGAAAUAUUUUUCAGUUACUACCUCUGAAAUAAAAAGUUAAACCAGCAGACAAUUUUUUAUAGAUAGAUGUAGGCAAAUGAAUAAAAAAAAAUGGUAAAAUUGAUAAAUUACCUAGCCUUUUUUUAUACUAUUUAUCUCUUUUCUAAUGAUUCUACUACUACAUCAAGUCUAUUGCUGCUUGGAAUGUGAAAUUAAGAUUCAAGGAUUAAUCAUGAAAUGAUUUCUACAUGUGUAAACCCCAUAGCACACUAUGCUAUCUGUUACAAUCCUAUUUUUAAAGAACUUGUAAUAGCACUUGAUUAAAGCAUUCCAACCUCAAAAAUCUUAACAAUUAGGGUUCUGAAUAGUUGUAUAAAUACUGAAAUCUAAAUUCCAGUCUAUUUCGAACCUCCCUGUAGGAAUAAAUGCAAAUUCAAUUUCAAAUUGCAAUGACGUCAUCAUCACCAUCAUUUGCGACUUGAAGCCAAUUUAGACUUUACUCCAGCCACAAGGCUUGCAGAAAAACGGAAUUAUGAUUUUAGUAUUCAUCGAUAUAUGCCGAACUUCAAACUUUCAAACUUAAUUUUUUAAAUUGUGUUGUAUCGGAUCUUGAAGUGUGCAGUGGGCUUAAAGCAUGACUAAAUAUUUCCUUUUUUAAGGUUUUGGAAAAUGAUUCACUUUUGUGCUAUCGGAUAACAACGGGUGCUUUAUAUAGUUCAAGGACUUGAACUGGAACAGUACGAUUGAGGUCCAAUCCAUUUUCUAGGAUAGUGUUCAUCAAGACUUACAAUUAUGCAGGCCUUAAAUUUAUAUAUUUGUAGGGAUUUCUAGGUAACAGCAGAAAUGAAAAAAAAAAGUAAAAUGAGCAAAUAGAGCAUCCAAAGCCAUGGACUCGCAAGAAUUUAAACCUGAUCAAAAUCAAAUCUGGAUAUUUUUAUCGACUCCUGAGCCCUAAUAAUUUUGCUAGUUACCCUCAUGACAUUCUUGGCCAUAAUAAUGAAAUGGCAUUGGGUCAAUCCACAGAUAUGCUAGUGGCAUAGCCGAGAUGCAGUAUGGUAGGCUCAUUUUGAAAAGAAUUCCUUGCAAAUUAGAAUUAGCGAUCGGCCGGUAUUGGAUAUUUAUUCAUAUGAAACAACUCCAAAUUUGACCACCAAAUUGUUCGAAAGCAGCAGUAUUGAGAGUCUUCACAGUUUGGUCAUUAUGGCAUUGCAGUAUGGCUCUUGUUCUACAAUAUUAUAGUUCAGGUAUCAGUGAGAUGGGAAUGAUCGAACAUUGUUUUCACUCUCAUUGUCUUGCCAUGUUGUUAUUACAUGUAUGCCCACAAACUUGGCAUGUGGUAAUGGCUCUGUUUGCAUGAAAAUGAUUGUGAUUUCAUCAUUAGUUUAGUUCCCACACAUCCAUAAAUAAAUGAUAAAUAACACUGUGCACUGUAUGAAAUAACACUUUCAUACAAGUAUUGUCAUCGCUGGGCCGUUAGACAUGAAGGAGCUGACUUGGAUUCACAUUCCUGCUGCCUGUUCUUGAUAGUGAUAAAUAAUUCCUUGGAAUAUUGGCUCUUGUACAAGAUUAAUGGUAGAAGAACUGUGCCAGGCACCAAAAAUAAGGUACUCUUUUUCCUCCAAUAAAAUCUAGUCAAAGCAAACCGAUUUACCGUAGUGCUAGCAUGUAAUUGGUUUAUCCCUACAUAAUGAAUUUAUGUAUGAUGAAAAAUAUCUUAGUGAUGUGUAAAAGUAUGGCUUUAAAGUGGUGAUUCAUUUGAAAACUUGACUCUUGCUAUAAAAAAGCUGCAAUAUCUUGAAUUGUAAAUCAUACUAUGACGUCAACUAAAUGAACGAUAAGAAUUUGACAAAAUGAUUUUUAAACCAUGUAUAUUAUAAUGAAUCACUGGGAAGUUGAUUAUUAACAGUAAAUAGUUGAUAAUUCAAUAUUUGUUUUCACUUGUAAAAAUAAGAAUGAUAAAAUAAAAAGAAUGACGAACUAAUCCAUUUACAAUCGCAUUGAACUAUGAUCCCUUACAAGAAUGACUUAAAUUUUAAAAAGAUGUCAAAGUAUUUAUAAAUGAUUAAUCCAGUUAAAAGUUUAUUUGCAUGCCUUUUUUUGUCAAUUUAUUAUCUGAAUACAUUUCUGUUUUCUAUCUGGUUCAGUCAAAUUUUGAAUUUAUUAGUGAGCAGAUGUGCAAUUUGUUUUCCUACAUCACAUUUCUUUUGACUGUACUUUUUGUCUUCCACAUGAAGCGCCAGUUCACCAUAAAAUGAAUAUUUUUAGGCAAGCAAUGUAUUUUUGUGUUCAAAGACUUUGGGAAGGAAAGAAUGUGGGAAGGAGGAUGUCUUUAACAUCAUUAUCAUGUUACUUUCGUUAUUAAUUGUGUCUUUUGUAUGCUAUUCAAUCCAAUCUUUGUGAAUGCUGUAAAGGUAAAGAAGUAUUUUGACUGUACAGUGAGAAAUACAUGUAUGUGUGAAAAUGUAUGCAACAUAAGUGCCAGUUUUGGAACAGAUAAAUUAUCAGAGCCAAUAACCAAUCUCUUUGAUUCUAUUAAGUGUUUUUAUAAGUCAAAAUAUAAUGGAUUUUUAUGAAACUCCAAUUACACUUGUCUGACUGUCUCAAAGAAAAAAAAAAUAUAGAUUUUCUUUGUGAAAUUCAAGAUUAUAUAAUGUUAAAAAUACAGACCAUUGUACUUAUGUCUUAUGCAUAUUUUAAAUGUUGUCAACAGCCUUGGGGGUUCAAUAAGGAUGACCAGAUAAAGAAGAAAGCUAUGUUUGCAACUUUAUUUCAUGUUGAAUAAUACAGUGUAAUUAUUGAACAUGAUGAUAUUAUGUCCUCAGAAAAUGACAAAUACAUUUCAAAGAUAAUUUUAAAAGAUGACAUUGUAGUCAUUUUAGGUAACCGGGGCAAAGUUGGGAAUCGUCCUGAAUUAUGUUAAUUACAUUGCAUUUUUCUAACUAAUCUAAAUUUUAAAACAAUAAAAAAUUAAUCUUGAUUUUUUUUUAAAGAUCUACUUAGGGUAUUUUUUUAAAUCUCAAUUUACUUUCCAAAUGACUGUAAAUUAGGGUUAAUACUCUGUUAACCUGUAAACACUUUGUAAAACGGUAGCUUUUUAAAACUGUCAAUGUCUUCUACUAUUGACAUGGUGCACAUUGGUCAGGUUGGUGUUUCAUAAAGCUGUUUGUAAGUUGCACAUGACUUUACGAAUGACUGGAACGUUUUUCAUUCGCAAGUCAGCUACAUGGGAAUAUAUCAUUGAGCACAUUUGUGCGUAAAGCAUGUAUGCCUCGUAGAAAAAGCCUAAAUUCAGACUUCAGUCUGAAAAGUGGCAUUCCUGGAAAAAUCAUUCAUUCGUAUUUUACAAAUAGCUUUAGGAAACAACCCCAGAUAUAUGUGAUGAAAUUUUGAUUUGAAUUCAAAUAGAUUUAUUGCUGUACAAUUUUUCCCUUCAAAAAAUAUUUUGUUUUUGGCUUUGAAAUAUACAUGCUCCUGAACUGGCAUUUGUGUUCAUUUUGUAUGAAAAACUCUUAUUUCCCAUGAAGCAUCUGUUACUUAUUGUGUGUGGAAGAAAUAUCAGAAAUUGAAAUUAUGGUGGGGAGUAGUUUUGAUUCCCCUACUUGUACUGAUGUACUAUUUAUAUAUCAUGUUUGAUUAUGAAAGUAAAUAAAACUAUGCAGUAUUUGCAUACAAAGUCAACAGAA